Molecule: messenger RNA, 7626 nt
Organism: Anolis carolinensis (green anole)
Lineage: Eukaryota; Metazoa; Chordata; Lepidosauria; Squamata; Anolidae
Gene: plppr4
Product: phospholipid phosphatase related 4
Exons: 7
Coding region: 357-3038 (893 amino acids)
Biological process (GO): phospholipid metabolic process; axonogenesis; signal transduction
Cellular component (GO): plasma membrane
Molecular function (GO): phosphatidate phosphatase activity
Source: RefSeq, a predicted model, not a curated record
UGAGCCUCUGCAGAAGCGAUCGGUCCUCCACGCUGUUGCUGGGCGACGGCGCCUCGGUUCAAACGGGUUCUGCCGCCGUGCGUUGCGUCUGAGGCGGAGGCACCGCGACACGUAACGUGUGAAUCCGCCUCCCUCUCUUCUCCCUUCUCCCCCCAUCUCCCAUCCUCCCUUUUCCCCCAUAUUGCCUAUAUCUUCAUCGGGGGAAGGGUCCCGGCGGUUCAUCUCUGCGGCUCCCCCCCCUCCCCCUUCGAUCGGUGGCUCGCCUCCUUCUCCUCCUCCUCCUCUCCUCCGCCAUGUAGACCCCAGGGGCCCCCUUUCUGCUUUUCGCAUGGAGCGGGCUCCUUGACGUCAGCUCUAUGAAUAUUGCACGAAGAAGCCGGCUGGCCAGAGCGACGGCGGCGGCUCGAUGUAGACCGGGGCUCUAUGGGGACCAAGGCGGCGGCGGCGGCGGGGGAGGCGGGCAGGAGGAAGCUCUGAUCGCCGCCGCUUUGGAGAAGGAGGAGACCCGGAGGCUGCUGGCCGAGAGAGGCGGAGGAGGCGGCGGAGGAGGAGGCGGAGGAGGGGGCCCCGUCCGCCCCUGCAGCGGCCCCGCGGGCUUCGUGCUCCUGCUGCCCCCGCCGCCCCCGCGGGAGGAGGAGGCGGGCCUGGGAGGCUGCGCCCUGCUCCCCUCGCCCCGCGAGGGCGGCGAAUGUGACCUGGGCGCCCGGCACUGGGGCAGCGGGAGGGGGGGCCGCCUGCCCGGGAGCGCCGCCUCCACCGGACCCGCCGCCAACGCGCUCCUCCCGCCGCCGCCCGCCCCGAGGCUCCUGCCCGCCUCCAACGCCUCCGCCCCGGCCCCGGCCCCGGCCCCGGCCCCGGCCCCGGCCUCCAGCAUGUCCGCCAAGGAGAGGCUGCCCAAGAGCAAAGUGCCCACCAAGGAGAGCGUCACGCUCUUGCCCUGCUUCUACUUCGUCGAGUUACCUAUACUGGCAUCUUCUGUUGUUAGCCUCUAUUUCCUUGAGCUGACAGAUGUCUUCAAGCCAGUUCAUUCUGGAUUCAGCUGCUAUGACAGGAGUUUGAGUAUGCCAUACAUUGAACCUUCCCAAGAGGCUGUUCCUUUCUUGAUGUUACUUAGUCUGGCUUUUGCUGCACCAGCCAUUACGAUCAUGGUGGGUGAAGGCAUUCUAUACUGCUGCCUUUCAAAACGCCGGAGCGGUAUCAGCGCUGAAGCCAAUAUCAAUGCAGGGGGCUGUAACUUCAACUCUUUCCUCAGGAGAGCUGUCCGUUUUGUUGGUGUCCAUGUAUUUGGCCUUUGUGCCACUGCUCUCAUCACUGAUAUUAUACAGCUGUCGACGGGGUAUCAAACACCAUAUUUCCUAACUGUAUGCAAGCCUAACUAUACAUCCCUCAAUGUAUCUUGCUCAGAAAAUUCUUACAUUGUGGACGAUAUUUGCUCAGGACCCGAUCCCAUGAUCAUCAACGAUGGAAGAAAGUCAUUCCCUUCACAACACGCCACUCUGGCAGCCUUUGCAGCUGUGUAUGUUUCGAUGUACUUCAAUUCAACGUUAACCGAUUCGUCUAAACUCCUGAAACCACUUCUAGUAUUUGCAUUCAUCAUUUGCGGGAUCAUUUGUGGACUGACUCGCAUCACCCAGUACAAAAACCAUCCAGUUGAUGUUUAUUGUGGCUUUUUAAUUGGGGGUGGAAUUGCCCUUUACUUGGGUUUCUAUGCUGUGGGGAACUUUCUACCAAGUGAAGACAACAUGCUUAAUCCAAACCCCCAUCGAGAACCACUGAGGUCUUUGACAGACCUGAGCCAAGAUGCCAGCAGAAUCUUACCAGGGAAAAACAGUAGCAGCAAUGAUGCCAUUUCCACUCACCAUCCUGAGAGUAUGUUGAACAGGAACCACAGAGAAACUGGUUCUCUGACCAACCUCAAAAGAGCAAAUGCUGAUGUUGAGAUUAUAACCCCACGAAGCCCAAUGGGGAAGGAGAACAUGGUCACUUUCAGCAACACUCUGCCAAGAGCCAACACACCUGCAAUGGAAGAGUCAGCUCGACGGAAUGCAACUAUUCAUGCCUCUAUGGAUUCAGCUCGCUCAAAGCAGCUUCUCACUCAAUGGAAGAACAAGAAUGAAAGCCGGAAGUUAUCCUUGCAGGUGAUAGAAACAGAUUCUGGACAGUCACCACCUCGAGCAAUUGAGAUGAGGUCAAGCUCUGAGCCAUCCAGAGUCGGUGUCAAUGGAGAUCAUCAUGGUCCUACCAACCAGUACCUAAAAAUCCAACCUGGUAGUAUGCCAGGGUGUAACAGUGCAGGUCUGUCUGGUGGGCCAAGGGUUUCCAUUCAGUCACGUCCAGGUUCUUCACAGCUUGUGCAUAUUCCUGAAGAGACACAAGAAAAUGUGAACACAUCUCCCAAAACAAGUUCUGCUCGUGCAAAGUGGUUGAAAGCUGCUGAGAAGACAGCUGGGUGCAGAACCAAUAACCAGCCAAGGAUCAUGCAGGUCAUUGCUAUGUCAAAGCAACAAGGGGUUCUCCAGGGUAGCCCACAAAGCUCUGAAGGCAGUACAGUUACCUGUACUGGAUCGAUCCGAUAUAAGACCUUGACAGACCAUGAGCCGAGCAGUAUCGUAAGAAUAGAGGCCCACCCUGAGAACAACCGACCCAUCAUUCAGAUGCCAUCAGAAGGAGAAGGAAGUGGCUCAUGGAAAUGGAAAGCACCUGAGAAAGGAAGUCUUCGUCAAACAUAUGAGCUCAAUGAUCUCAACAGAGACUCAGAGAGCUGUGAAUCUUUGAAAGACAGUUAUGGAUCUGGGGACAGAAAACGAAGUAACAUCGACAACAGUGAACACCACCAUCAUGGGAUGACCACAAUAAGGGUCACACCAGUAGAAGGCAGCGAGAUUGGUUCAGAGACCCUGUCCAUUUCCUCCAGCCGUGAUUCUACUCUUCGAAGAAAAGGUAAUAUCAUUUUAAUUCCAGAAAGAGGAAGCAGUCCAGAGAACACCAGGAACAUCUUCUACAAAGGGACGUCUCCUACAAGAGCCUACAAAGAAUGAGAGUUUGUGCUUUGGUCGGGCCAUACGACUAGCUCUCAAUACUGUUUGGUACAAGGUUUUUGCUCUCUCUCUCUCUCUCUUUAUUUUUAUUUUUUUGAGCUGAUGCUGAAUUAUUCUUGAUGUGCCAAAAUAUCGACCAUCAGCCCGACUGUUUAUGGAUGUUGCUGAUGUGUAGUAAUUGUGCAUGAAUUUGUGGAUUUCAUGUCGCAGGGGGGGGAAAAAGCACAAAGCAAGAACCUAAUGAAUGGGAAAUUUCCUAAUAGUGUUUUUUUUUCAGAGACUCAAAAGGUUUUUCCAAUGGGAACAAUGUCAACAAAAAGAGCAAUCUUAAAUACAGACACCUUAAUUCCUGAAUGUGCCAACUUUUUGAUUUAUAUCGGUCUAAGGACAAAAGAGAGGUGAUUUUUUAAUUUUAAAAAAGCAAAAGCUGUUGUACUUCACCUUUGCGGGUUUUGCACCAAAAUUUAAUACAAGUCGGUGCUGAUUCUAACUUUACCUUUUUAAACAACGUACAUACCUGCUUUACAAACACAUGAUGUUUUGAUAUGUAAUUCCUUUUCAAGUGAUAUUGCUGAAAAAUAUGAUGUUGGCUGCAUUCAUUUAGAGUAGAAAUUAAAAUAUUGACAGCUUUGUUAUAGUGGAAUGUUCACAUUAAAAGAUAGAAAAGAUUUUGUGUAGUACCUUUGAAAUGUUUCCUGGAACAAAAACAGACAUGGAUGAUAGUCCAUGGAAAUGGAAUCAUUUUCUCUUCAAAUUAGUUUUUCUGUUUAGUUACAGGUGCUAAAAACCAAGAGGUGACAUUUUAGUGAGCUAAUCUGGACAUAGUCUAAAUAUUGUGAUAGUGUUUCUAAAAAACAGGAAUCGCUUUCAGCACUAAUUCACAUCCUUUAUUUUUAACAGCUCCUCAGUUUUUCUCACUGCUGAUUUUUCUUUUUUUAAUUCAUCAAUGCGUAACUAGUGCUUUACACUGAUAAUUGCACUUUUGUUGUCGAAAUGAAAAUAACAACAGGCUACCUAAUCAGCUAGCAAUGCUGAACAGGUAUGGGAAUGUCUUUGAUGUGGCUGGAGCUCAUCUUUCUGUGUGCACCCACUGCUUUCUUUUAAUCCUGCCAGAAGUUGCGCUGCAGCCAUUGUCUCCUAUAUUAGAUAAUGUAGCACAACUGGAGAAGCCAGGUGCCUGUAAAAUACUUGCUUGACCCUUCUUUAGACUGGUGAAAUGGCCGGUGGAGCUGGGAGCUGAAAGUUGGUGGCUGCAGAGCAGCCCAGAGAGUGAUCCAUGUUGCUGUGUCCUAUCACAGGUUGGUUUUUGCCAUCUCAAAUUCAAAGUCAGGUGAUACUGAGCCAACAGAGUUUUCGUUUUUUGACUUCCUUGUGUCACCAUGUAACACCUACCUUCCUCUGAGUUCUUAAUAUCUCAGAUAGCAUACAAAAAUCUAAAAGGAUAGCUGCAGUAGCUGAAGCAGCUGGUAGAUGGUAGACUCAGAAUACUUUGGGGACAAAUUAAAAAUGAAGCUCACACUCAGAAUUGGUUGCCUCAUUUAUUUGACAUUGCACUACAUUACAACUGCUAAACUACUUCUUGCAUAUUCAUCUAAGCAGUCUUUAUUUUAAAAUUUAAAUGGCUUUUAGCAGCCAUGUUAAUAAACAAGUGCUACAUUGUGCAAAUGAUUAUAUUCAGUGAAGUGUCUCUUUUAAUAAAACUUUCAGUUAAGGAUAUGAACGUUUGUUGUUGAUUUUAGCAUGGACUCAUUGCAGGGAGGUGAGACGCCACUGAGAUAAUUUAUUAAGGGGAAACAACCGGCUAGUUUGGAGGUAUUCAGACAAAUGAAAUAUGCUGUGAAAGGGACACAAAAUUCUCUAGAGUCAUAUUUCAGUGGUGUUACCUAGGAACAGACAAUCUGUCUCUUUCCUAGUCCUAUCUCAUUUUCCACAUUUCAGUCAUAGGUCUGUUCUGUCUUGUUUCUGAAUUAACCUGUAAAGUUUUGAGAAUGUGCGUUGAAAUUGUUAUACAAACAUACAAGGCUGAAUCCUAUUGCUUAUUACAACCAGAGAAGACACAGUGAAUCAAUAUAUUUGCAUUUUGAUUCACCUGUAGGUAUUUGAGUCAAUGGAAAUUUAUUCUGUUUGGACUAAUCAGUGGGAUUCAGGUAACAUUUGUUUUCUCUUAAAAUGUGUAUUCUUAAAAAUGUUUUAAACAUAUAAUAUUUUAUUUCCUGGCUUUCCUCCAAAGUUAUUUUACCCUCACAUGUAUUGGCUUGCCUCAGAGACUGCCCAGAGGGUUUCAAAUUCAGACAGAGAUUUCAGUCUGAAUUUCCUUCAUCCACACUGAAUGCCAUCUUUUCUAGCCCUUCCACAUAGUAGCUGUGGUUUUCCAGAAACUCAAAUGUGAGAUCAUUUCAAGGCUACCAUCCCAAAGAGCAUUUAAAUUAUCCAUUAUUAUGCAUAUGGAUUUUAUGCAUAUGAAGGUCAUUCUUCUGCAAAAAGGAAGCAUUUAUUGCUAAAAGCAAGUUCAAAACCAGGGUUUUACAAAAUUUUGCAAACAUGUGAUUUAUGCACACACAAUGCAGAGAACCAAGGAAGCAGGCUGGAGAUAACAUCUUCAGAUGUACUGAAAGGCAAGUUACUGAAAACUCACAUUAAAAGGUUCACACCUUUCAAUGCUGAGGAGGGCUACAUGUUGUAAUACACUUCUGUAUCUAUAUCCCAUUUCCACCAACCCACUGUUGGCCAUCCAGUUUGAAAUUCCCAAUCCAGCUCAGGGAUCUAACAUGUGCAGCGCUGAUGGCUGGAUGCAGGCAUCCAGUCUAGAGUUCUUUAUUCUCUUUGCACUUCUGAUCCCAACUCUACAAAGAAAUCAACAGAGACCCUCUUACUGGAUUGAGGAAUUGUUUUCCAUUUAUAGGAUUUAUUAACAUUUCUUUUCUUUUUUGAAAUAUGCAGGACUGCAAAUGUCUUGUGUUUAUCAUUUUUCUGCAGUUUAAAUAACUGCAGACACUUUACUAGAUGAAGAAUUAUAGCUUAGUUUAGCAACACCAAGUGGGAAAGACUUUGAAAAAAAUAAGUCAUUGCUGGCCUAGAAAUAUAAUGGAAGAGCUUAGUGAUCUUAAUUAGAAAGGGAAAUGAUGAAUAAGAGCACAAUCCUAGGCAUAUCUACUCAAGUGUUAGGCCUAUUCUGUUCAAUGGAACUUACCCUCAGGUAAGUGUGUAUAGGAUUGUAGUCUGAAGGGUCAUCUAUUCUGGGAAUAUUAACCCAGUUUAAAUCUGUCCCAGAGCAGUCCCGGAUCCAAUAAGUAUUUGCUGAAUCCAGGGCCAUUUUCCAGACAACCCAGGACCACAUCCACUCUGCUAGGCAGUGACUUCUUCCGUGUCACCUCGGCCACUCUUAGCCAGCCACGAAGCUCUGUCCAAGCAUCUGGGUGCUGUGCUCACCUCUGCUACUGUCAGACUGGUCCACCCAUAUGACCAACAAUGAGGAAAGGAUCAAUCCCCCCCCCUCCUUCUUGCUGAUCAGCACAAGGAAAGUGUGAUGGUGGUGGUCUAUGUCUGGAUAGGAGAUGGGGCUGAAUUGUACUUGUUCCAGCUGUCCAAACUAGCCCAGGAUACUCGAGUUUCAAGCAAAAUUCAGAGUAUCCCUGAAUUUGUCUAAAGCAGUGCAAAGUCAGAGCAUAGGCAAAAAAAAAAAAAAAAAAGACCUGGGAUACUUAUCGAAAGCUGCUGUAUUGUCAUGAAGACUGUCAGUGGUCCAUUUGUAGUAAGGGUUUUUUUGUGUAGAUAAGCCCUGAGUGACUGCAACAAUUCACAGAAGAAAAAAUGGACCGUCUGAAAAUGCAGCUUGUUUUGUCAACAGCGUGUGCAUUUUCUUUUAUGGAAAUGGUUGCUUUAUUUUUAUUGCCAUUGGUUAAGUUAAUUUACCAUAUAUAAGGAUAUCAUGAGUUACUUUUCAAACACAGAAAUUCACUGCAUUCUUUCCAAUGCAGUGUGAUAUUUUUCUUAUCUAAGCUUUUUCCUACUUAACUAUCGAACAAUUUUAAAGCACUUGCAGGAUCAUUGUAAUCACAUUCUUUACAUAAAAUAUUUAAAAUACUCUUUUUUUACUCAGAAGUGCCAAAGGCUACUCUUUUUAAUAAUGGCUUCUCAGAAACAUGAUUACAAAUCAAGAACAAAAAAUGUAACAAAGAUAUACCUUGAAUUUCUAACUUCUCUGCGUAUAUCAUUUAUGGAGCCUUUUAUAAAAUGAACCUUUGUUUACAUCCCACUGAUACCUUAAUUUCAGACAAAUCAAAUAAAUUGACCGGUGGCAUCUUCUAAUAAUUCUUUUCUUACUAAAAUAGGCACCCAUUUCUUUGUUAGGCUGUGCUUUACUAAGAGAAAAAUUGGGUAAAAUACAAAAUAUGUUUUUAAAUAAGAAUUCUAUAUAAAGUAUUGUGUUCUAUUAAUAAAAUGUUAUGCACUGUUUUAAAAUGAAAACAAAAACUAUUUGUAAAUUGCUAUAAAUGUAUUUUGUUAAAUAAGGACAGAAUCAAUGCUACUGUGUGAGUUUACUGUGCUAAUAUCAUUUUAAAAAUAAAGAUUAAAUUCUUCAUUCAAA